Messenger RNA from Alternaria burnsii, 309 nucleotides. RefSeq names its product poz domain-containing protein. Gene Ontology annotation, molecular function: protein-macromolecule adaptor activity. The record is from RefSeq and is a predicted model, not a curated record. Gene Ontology annotation, biological process: ubiquitin-dependent protein catabolic process. Lineage: Eukaryota; Fungi; Ascomycota; Dothideomycetes; Pleosporales; Pleosporaceae. The coding region runs from base 1 to 309 and encodes 102 amino acids. The transcript is spliced from 4 exons. Gene Ontology annotation, cellular component: elongin complex.
AUGGCUGACGAAAAAUCAACGAAGUACGUCACUCUGGUCUCUAACGACGGCUUCGAGUUCAAGAUCCUCCGUUCAGCAGCAUGCAUAGCAGGGACGAUUAAGAAGGCACUGGAUCCGCUGUCCGGCUUCAAGGAAAACGAGGAGAACACCGUCCACCUAGCUACGAUUAAUGGCGUAGUUUUGGAGAAAGUGUGCGAAUACCUCUACUACAACCAAAAGAACGCUGAAAGUAAAGAUGUCUCGGACAUGGAUAUUCCGCCUGAACUCUGCUUGGAGCUGUUGAUUGCGGCGGAUUACUUGGAUGUUUGA